Messenger RNA from Pieris rapae (cabbage white), 1556 nucleotides. RefSeq names its product cilia- and flagella-associated protein 410. The coding region runs from base 229 to 1197 and encodes 322 amino acids. NCBI's taxonomy places the organism in Eukaryota, Metazoa, Arthropoda, Insecta, Lepidoptera, Pieridae. Gene Ontology annotation, molecular function: protein binding. Gene Ontology annotation, biological process: cytoskeleton organization. The transcript has 14 exons. The record is from RefSeq and is a predicted model, not a curated record.
CAUGGUAAUUGCUCGCUCUAAGUUUUCUGAUUUGACCGCAAUAAAACAUCUAAACUGCUGGAGCCUGAAAUAUAGUUUCAAGUGGUAUAGUUUUCAGUAAACCCAUUUUCAGGCGUAUCAGGGCUAGUUAUGCCUAUAAUGAAGGAAUUUUCUAGGUGUGGAACAAGGACUGAAUGAUAUGCGAGAGAGAGGGGCGCCGAUGUCGGAGAUGUCAGCGUGUUGAGGAAGAUGCCCAAUGUGGAAGUUCUAGCGCUCAGCUUAAACAAGAUCCGUACGCUGGUGGAUUUUUCGUGUUGCCAUCAGCUACGUAAGCUCUCAGUUAGAAAAAACGAUAUACAGGAUUUGGCCGAGAUCAGGCACCUCAAGCAUCUUCCUAAUCUGACAAAUCUCUGGCUGGACGAGAACCCGUGUGCCAGUCAUGCUGAGUACAGAAUGACAGUACUUCGUAAUCUUCCGAAUCUGGAGAAGUUAGAUAAUGUUCCCGUUACACCAGAAGAGGUCCAAGAGGCGAUGAAACGUGGCAUUCUUAUACCAGAAUCUGGAUCUGAUGAUGAAGUGUGUCCUCAGGAGCAAAGACAUAAUCGGUACCUCACCGCGCGUUCAUUCGAGUCGAGCCCCGAGAGAGUACGGCAACCGCAGUACGCAGGGGAGCUGGAAAGCGAUGGCUCCGUCGAAGAAAGCUCGGAACCCAGAUCUCCGGUUGCGCCCACGUUCCCGCCGUCACAUCGCCGAGUCGCGUCGCCAGUAAACGAGAGGUACUUGCACCCAGCGAUGACCACUUCCCAUUACGAGCCGAGGACUACGAGGUCUACGGAGGCGCCGUCGCUGAAGCGUUCGGUGUCGACCAACAGCAUCAAGGACUUCUCAUGCUCGUCGAGCACUGGCGAUUGGAGACAGUACGAUGCGCCUGCGCAAGACUGUUACGAGCGAGCGAGUGAUCGAAGCGAUACACACUCCUUCCGGGAAUGGGAGAGGGACGAAACAGGCGAGGUAGAGAGAGGGAUAAAUCCCGGGACGAGGGAGUACCCCUCCGCUGUUAUGGACGGGCGGAGGGGCGUAGCCAGGCGACCCGUCACCAUGAACUCGAAUCUGCUAUCAGCUGUUCUCUGUUUAGUGAAAGAGUUGGAUUACGCGAGCUUAGAGGUCGUGGAAAUGGCUGUCAGAAGUCGCAUGGAUGAGUUGGCGAAUAGCCAGUGACACGAAGACAAUUAUUAAUGUUACAAUUGCAAUGGAAUCGGUACAAAGCUAUGGCCAUUUCCCGGCUGACACUCAAAUGAAGCAAAUUAAUAAUAACAAUACAUAUUAGAUUUUUUUUAUUUUCAGACAUUACUAAACACCACAAAAAUAUAUAUAUUUUAAUAUUAUUUACUAAAACAUUUAUUUAAUAAGAAAUAAUUGCCAACCAAAGCAAGCGAAUUAGCAUUAUGCACAACGUAUACAAAUCAUUAAAUGAAAUGAAUUGAAUCUCUAAAGGAUACUUAAUGCAAUUGUUAUUUAUUGUUUCGAUUUUUACCUUUUUAUUUUUUUUAUUUUAUUUGUUUGCUUAAAGUGAAUAU